Messenger RNA from Danaus plexippus (monarch butterfly), 829 nucleotides. RefSeq names its product DNA-3-methyladenine glycosylase-like. Lineage: Eukaryota; Metazoa; Arthropoda; Insecta; Lepidoptera; Nymphalidae. The record is from RefSeq and is a predicted model, not a curated record. The transcript has a single exon. Gene Ontology annotation, molecular function: DNA-3-methyladenine glycosylase activity. Gene Ontology annotation, biological process: base-excision repair; DNA alkylation repair. The coding region runs from base 148 to 729 and encodes 193 amino acids.
CAAUCGUGACAGCCGUAAUAACAAAUACCUAUACGAAAACAUUCUAAAAUUCAUAAUAAUACCCACAUUUAAAUGGUGGUUUUCACUUGUAGCUUUCAGUUCAUACAAACCAUAGUUAUGUAUUUCUAAGGAUAACAGCUCUAUUUCAUGAAUAUGACGAAUAAUCAAAUUAGAUGUGGUUGGUUAAAUGAAGACCCUAUUUACAUAUAUUAUCACGAUUUAGAAUGGGGUAGACCAGAGUAUGAUACUAUCCGCCUGUUUGAAUUAAUUUGCCUUGAAGGACAACAGGCUGGUCUUUCAUGGAUAACAAUUUUGAAAAAAAGGGACAGCUAUCGCAAACUCUUUUGUAAUUUUGAUCCUCAUGAAAUUAUAAAGUUAAAUUUAAAUUACAUUGAGUCUCUACAGAAUAAUCCUGAAAUUGUAAGACAUAAAGGUAAAAUUCAAUCAAUAAUUAACAAUGCUCAAUGCUUUAUCAAAAUGAAAAACAAUGGAGAAGACUUCUCUACAUUAGUAUGGAGUUCUGUGAAUAAUAAAACUAUUGUUAAUAAUUGGAAAAAUGAAAGGGAAGUCCCAACACAAACAAAAGAAUCUAUUGCUCUUUCUAAAGCACUAAAAAAGCUUGGGUUUACAUAUGUGGGCCCAACAAUAUGUUAUGCAUUCAUGCAAGCUUCUGGUUUAGUGAAUGAUCAUGUUAUCGACUGUUUCUGUAGGAAAUCAUUAAUAUCCUAAAUACAUAUUAUAAUAAUAAACGUUUGAAAUACAUUUUUUAGGCAAAACCACAACUAGCUUUAUAUGUAUGUCCUAAUUACUGUAUUAAAAUAAAUGUUAA